UCUCUCUCUCUCUCUCUCUCUCUCUCUCUCUCUAACUCUCUUCUCGAAAAAAAUGGCGAAACUAGUGAUCUUGAUGGUUCUCUGCAUCUUACCAGCGAUAGCCAUGGCAGCGAAGGUGCCACGUAUCGGGAAGAACACUCUUGUCGUUCAAGGCAUCACUUACUGUGACACAUGCAAGUUCGGUUUCGAAACUGCUGAAUCCUCCUACGUUCUCCCUGGUGCGACGGUGAAGCUUUCGUGCAAAGACAGGAAGACGAUGAAAGAGAUCUACACAGACGUGGCUAAAUCGAACAGACACGGGAAGUACAUGUUUGUUGUCCACGAAGACCAUAAAGACGAGAUGUGUGACGUCAUGCUUGUGAAAAGUUCCGACAAGGGUUGUUCUAAAAUCUCUAAGGGGCGUGAACAGUCACGUGUGAUAUUGAACCAUUACAAUGGUAUCGCGUCGCAGAUUAGGCAUGCUAAUAACAUGGGGUUUGAGAAAGAUGUUACUGAUGUGUUUUGUUCUGAGUUGAUUAAGAAGUAUCAGGUUGAUGAAGAUGAGGUUUGAGAUUAUUAGAUCUGUUUCUUUAUUGAUGUUAUGUGGUCUGAUGUUUUUUAAUAUUUAUUUGUCUUGGAUGAUGAUGAUGACUCUGUUUGUGUAAGCUUUUCUUUAUAAUUGAUGUGUUUUAACUUCCCUGCUUGGGAGGUUCUUUAAUAUUUAUUUAAUUUUCUUAGUGUGGUUUUAUUAAAGCUUAAGAUAUGUAUAUGCCAUCUGAACUUGUAAGACUAUGGAGAUUAUGAACCAAAACAUAAGUUGGAAUGAAAUCUAAGGAGAAAAGAUGACAUUUUCAAUUAAAUUGAUGAUUUUUA
Messenger RNA from Eruca vesicaria subsp. sativa (arugula), 852 nucleotides. The record is from the annotation of a GenBank genome assembly. Lineage: Eukaryota; Viridiplantae; Streptophyta; Magnoliopsida; Brassicales; Brassicaceae.